This is a messenger RNA of Phaeodactylum tricornutum CCAP 1055/1, 306 nucleotides long. RefSeq lists its product with no specific name. The record is from RefSeq and is a predicted model, not a curated record. The transcript has a single exon. Gene Ontology annotation, biological process: regulation of DNA-templated transcription. Lineage: Eukaryota; Bacillariophyta; Bacillariophyceae; Surirellales; Neidiaceae. The annotation marks the transcript as partial. Gene Ontology annotation, molecular function: DNA-binding transcription factor activity, RNA polymerase II-specific; RNA polymerase II cis-regulatory region sequence-specific DNA binding. Gene Ontology annotation, cellular component: nucleus.
UGGACCAAGGAAGAAGACGCCAUUCUGCUCAAAAUUGUGCAAGGGAUGCAAAUGCCCAUGAAGUGGAGUGUUGUCGCACAAAACUUACACGAUCGUACGGGAAAGCAGUGUCGCGAGCGCUACGUCAAUCAUCUCAAUCCCCGUCUCAAGGUCACGGACUGGAAUCCGGUCGAAGACUCCACCAUAUUUCACCUUUACAACACUAUCGGUAGCCACUGGGCAAAAAUGUCCAAGGUCAUCCCCGGACGCACGGACAACGGCAUCAAGAAUCGCUUCCAUAAUCUCCGCCGACAGUACGAACGUGAA